This is a messenger RNA of Staurois parvus, 545 nucleotides long. The record is from the annotation of a GenBank genome assembly. NCBI's taxonomy places the organism in Eukaryota, Metazoa, Chordata, Amphibia, Anura, Ranidae.
CACCAGGCAUCAGGUCAUUUGGCUCGACAGCGGGCACCGCGUCAUCUGGCAAGGCAGCGGGCCCCGAGUCAACAGGCACGACAGUGGGCCGGGUCAUCAGGUACCGGAUUGUCUGGCUCGACAGCGGGCAUCAGGUCACCAGGUAUGACAGCGGGCACUGGGUCACCAGGCAUCAGGUCAUUUGGCUCGCCAGCGGGCACCGCGUCAUCUGGCAAGGCAGUGGGCACCGAGUCACCAGGUACGACAGCGGGCUCUGAGUCAAUUGGCACGACAGCAGGCACCGGAUCAGGUACCGGAUCAUCUGGAUCAACAGCGGGCAUCGAGUCAACUGGCCUAAUAGGAUCGUCAGGCUGGAUCAGUUCAUCAUGCUGGGUAGAGGCAUCAGGCUGAAUGCCGGCGUCCGGCUGAGUAGAGGCUUCAGGCCGAGUAGAGGCUUCAGGCCGAGUAGAGGCAUCAGGCCGAAUAGAGGCAUCAGGCCGAGUAGAGGCAUCAGGCCGAGUAGAGGCAUCAGGCCGAGUAGAGGCUUCAGGCCGAGUAGAGGCAUC